Durusdinium trenchii is the source of this 1056-nucleotide messenger RNA. NCBI's taxonomy places the organism in Eukaryota, Dinophyceae, Suessiales, Symbiodiniaceae. The record is from the annotation of a GenBank genome assembly.
CUCAGCCAGGUCUGGGUUGCUUGAGAUUGGCGGCCAUGAAGAGAACUUGUCACACGCUGGUGUUUUCCCUGCUUCUCUUAGUGCACUUGUGCCGAGAAUGUCACAAAACGUUUGCGCUCAUAAAGCAGGUCGGUUCGUACUUUCUCCGUCAGCAGUCAGGCUUAAACAUUCAUAGCCCUGCGUUUGAACAGAGAGACCGGGACGUGGUCUUUAGCAAAAAGGAGCUCAAGACAGAAGGCUUGGGACUUGAUCCGACACAAGAGGAAAAAACACUUGCUUCACUGCUCAAAGCCGCUGGUGACGAGAAACGAGGAAAGAAUGGGAAGUGGCAAGAUAUGUUUGCCAAGUACUCAGGGUCGAACCCAAUAGUUGUCAAUGCUGCAAUGCAGGCGGCUCUGAAACAGAGGGACUACGACGAAGGCUUGAACAUCUACUACAACAGGGUCAGAUACAUGACCUUGCCUACAUUUUCGAUAGCAAUGAAACUUCUUGGAAAAUGUGGGCACCUUGAUGAAGUUGAAAGGCUUUGGGAAGAACUCGUUGGGCUGAAUCUGGUCAACCAAGUCCUGGCUGCAGCACGCAUUGAUGCAGCUGCAGAUGAUGGAGACAUGGGUGGGGCAGAAUCCGUCCUGAACUACAUGGUUGAAAAAGAUAUCGAGGCAAAUGUUGUACAUUUUACAUCAACCAUCAGGGCUUGUGCGAAUGCCAAAGAGGAUUUGGAAAGGGCAGCUGGAGAAAACAAAGGGCCAUUGUUGCAGACAUCAGGACGCUGGAUUUGGCUGACCUACAAACAGCAAAGUGCUUUGUUGACGAGCUCAGGGAUGCAAAUGUUUGCUUAAACAAGUCCUGCAAGAAUAUCGAAGCUGCCAUUCGGAUGGUCCUGAGAAAUCAAUGAUUUCAGCCUGAUUGAUCUGGCCUCACCACAGCAUGCUUUUGCAUCAAUGCAGCUUUCGGCAUUCAGCCCAUUUUGCCAGAGUAGCUUCUGCAGUUAUGCCGUGCUGGUGAAUGCGCGCAGCAGCAGCAAUCUAAGCAAAGAUUUGAUUUGUGGACCAAAAA